Peromyscus californicus insignis is the source of this 8339-nucleotide messenger RNA. RefSeq names its product unc-51 like kinase 4 (gene Ulk4). Gene Ontology annotation, biological process: protein phosphorylation. Bases 699 to 4766 code for a protein of 1355 amino acids. The record is from RefSeq and is a predicted model, not a curated record. The transcript has 38 exons. Gene Ontology annotation, molecular function: ATP binding; protein kinase activity. Lineage: Eukaryota; Metazoa; Chordata; Mammalia; Rodentia; Cricetidae.
AGCCAAUCAGCGCUCUGCGUCCCUGCCGGCGUCCUGCGUGAUGGCAUGGAGACGGGAGGGCGUGCAAACGCCGAGCGGGGCCCGCCGUGGUGCUCUGUGGGCCUCGCAUUUCCUUCCAGCUUAGCCCUGGGAUCUUUCUAGAAAGGAUGCGCCGGCCUUAGGGUUGGGGGAAGGUGUGCCCGAGGAUUCUCACUUCCGGCCCCGCCCAUAGGACCGGAAGCUCCGAGCCACUCAGUAUCCGGUUCUCUUCCGGUCUUCUGCGUGUUGUCAUGGAGAUGGGAUUGGCAGUAUCCAAACACCGAGGGAUGCUCGGCGCUCAGACCUGGGAACUGCUCACGAGUCUCGUCUUUUUACAGCUGCCAAUCUCCUCUCAGACCAGCGAGAUCAUUCCAUAAGCAACGUGAGGUCCUCAGUGUAGCUGGAUGGGCACGUAAAGCCGCUCAUUUCCGGGUUUUGCGUAGUUAGCGAUCAGCCAAUCAAGGCCCCGCACUUUUUCCCGCGUCUCGGGGGUUGCCAUGGUGACGCAGAGGCCGUAUCCACGCGUCCAGGGAAAGCUGGUCAGGUCGCUGGGUUCCUCUGUUCCCCCUGUCCAGGCUGCUGCCGCGCCGUGGCGAGGCAGAGGGCGUGGGACGCGGGUCCCCACCAUCGCACAGGAGCUAGAGAUGCUGUUUUUCCACAUAUGAGAAAUCGACCCAGAUAUGGAAAACUUUAUCCUGUAUGAGGAGAUUGGCAGAGGAAACAAGACCAUCGUGUAUAAGGGGCGUCGGAAGGGCACCAUCAAUUUUGUGGCCAUUCUUUGUACUGAAAAGUGCAAACGGCCUGAAAUGACCAACUGGGUCCGUCUCACCCACGAAAUCAAACACAAGAACAUCGUGACGUUCCAUGAAUGGUACGAGACCAGCAAUCAUCUCUGGAUGGUGGUGGAGCUGUGCACAGGUGGUUCUUUAGAAACUGUGAUUGCUCAGGACGAGAACCUCCCAGAAGAUGUCGUGAGAGAGUUUGGGGUGGAUUUGGUCACAGGGCUGCACCAUCUGCACAGGCUUGGCAUCAUCUUUUGUGACCUUACUCCUGGGAAGAUACUCUUGGAAGGGCCUGGCACACUGAAGUUCAGCAAUUUCUGCCUGGCGAGGGUGGAAGGAGAGAGUCUGGAGGAGUUCUUUGCUUUGGUGGCCGCAGAAGAAGGAGGUGGUGACAAUGGAGAAAACACGCUGAAGAAGGGCAUAAAAAAUCGGGUCAGAGGCUCCCCAAUAUAUGCGGCACCGGAAAUCAUGAAGGGAACAGACUUUUCUGUCGCCAGUGACCUCUGGUCUUUGGGCUGUCUGCUUUAUGAAAUGUUCUCAGGCAAGCCUCCAUUCUUCUCAGAAACCGUGUCAGAGUUAAUUGAGAAGAUUCUGUAUGAAGACCCACUGCCGCCGGUCCCAAAGGAUUCUUCAUUCCCCAAAGCAUCCUCAGAUUUCAUUAAUUUGCUGGAUGGAUUACUACAGAAGGAUCCUCAGAAAAGAUUAUCGUGGGAGGGAGUCCUGCAGCACUCCUUCUGGAAGGACGCCCUGCGGAGAGAAGACUCAGCCUCGGCCUCGGCCUCGGCCUCUGAGGACUGCAUCUUCAGCAGCAGAAAUGUCAUGGAAUGUUCUGGACCACAGGAUUCCAGGGGGCUUUCGCAAAGCCCUCAGAAUGGACAGGGGAAAGGGCAGAAGGCGGCUCCUCGGCUCAGCCCGUCUUUCAGGCUGGACAACCCGACUGAGCUGAGGCCCAAGAGUGCCACAGGGGGCCAGCUGAAUGAAUCCAUAUUUCUCCUCAGUUCACGACCCACUCCAAGGACUAGUGCCAUGGUGGGAUUAAGUCCCGGAGAGGGUGAGGACACCAGCUGGCCACAGACCUCUCCUUUAUCCAAGAUGACAUGUGGGCAUCUGAGCCAGGGUGCCCUGGAGUCACAGAUGAGAGAGCUGAUCUACACGGACUCGGAUCUUGUGAUUACCCCAAUUAUCGACAACCCCAAGAUAAUGAAACAACCUGCAGUCAAGUUUGAUCCAAAAAUCUUGCACCUACCGGCAUAUUCUGUGGAUAAGUUGCUGAUUUUGAAGGACCAAGACUGGAAUGAUUUCCUGCAGCAAGUGUGCUCCCAGAUCGACUCCAGUGAGAAGAGCACAGGGGUGUCGCGGGCCAAGCUGAACCUCCUGUGCUAUCUGUGUGUGGUGGCUACUCACAAGGAGGUGGCCACCAGGCUGCUCCACUCCCCACUGUUCCAGUUGCUAAUCCAGCAUUUGCGAAUAGCUCCAAACUGGGAUAUACGGUCCAAGGUUGCUCGCGUCAUCGGCUUGCUGGCCUCACACACAACAGAACUUCAGGAAAAUGUGCCCGUUAUCGAGGCGAUCACACUCUUAACGGAAUUAAUCCGGGAGAACUUCAGGAGCAGCAAACUGAAGCAGUGCCUCCUGCCCAGCCUUGGGCAGCUCAUCUACCUCGUAGCCACCCAGGAAGAAAAAAAACAGCACUCCAGGGACUGCUGGGCUGUCCCCUUGGCUGCGUACACUGUGCUUAUGAGGUGCCUCCGGGAAGGGGAAGAACGUGUUGUCAAUCACAUGGCUGCGAAGAUCAUUGAGAAUGUUUGCACAACACUUUCUGCCCAGGCGCAGGGCUUCAUCACCGGAGAAGUCGGGCCUGUCCUGUGGCACCUGUUCAGACACUCCACCGUGGACUCCCUGAGGAUAACCGCAAUAUCGGCCCUGUGCAGAAUCACACGCCAGUCUCCUGCGGCCUUCCAGAAUGUCAUCGAGAAGGUGGGCCUCAAUGCUGUCAUUAGCUCCCUGGCCUCUGCCAUCUGCAAAGUGCAGCAGUACAUGCUGACGCUGUUCACAGCCAUGCUGUCCUGUGGGAUUCAUCUCCAGCGGCUGAUCCAAGAAAAGGACUUCGUGUCCACGGUCAUCCGUCUACUUGACAGUCCAUCCGCUGCCAUCAGAGCCAAAGCCUUCCUGGUGCUGCUUCACGUCCUGAUUCACAACCGGGACAUGCUGCUGCUGAGCUGCCAAGCGAGCACAUUUUCUGCGAUGUCAGCUCUCCCAUCCCUCUGCUGUGAAACUGAGCCGUCAGCAUCAGAUAGAAAGGAUGUGACAGCUCCCAAACGUCCACCCCUUUCUUCAGAUGGCUCUGCACUCAGAUUGAGUGUGACAAGUGAUGAAAUGGGGCCUUCAGCAUCUCUGGGUGUGACUGGAGCUUCAGGGGAUGGAUGGUUCUAUCAGUUCAUGAGGAGGCUGGUGAUGUACAUCGAGAGAGACAGCAGAAAGACCUCCCCGGGCAAGGAGAUGCAGGGUGGGAGCGAGUACCUGGCCAGGUGCCUGGAUCUCCUCAUCCAGCACAUGGUACAGGAGCCACCACGGAUCCUAGGUGACAUUCUCAAUGCCCUGGCAAAUGUGUCUGGCCGAAAGCACCCAUCCACGGUCCAGGGGAAGCAGCUGAAGAUGUGUCUCCCCAUGAUGUCUGUGGUGCUCCACCUGGUCAUGUCUCAGGUGUUCCGGCCUCAAGUGGUGACAGAGGAGUUCCUGUUCAGCUAUGGGACUGUUCUUAGUCACAUUAAGUCAGUUGACUUGGGAGAAACAAACAUAGAUGGAGCCAUAGGGAUGGUGGCUUCGGAGGAAUUCAUCAAGAUCACCUUGUCGGCAUUCGAAGCAGUGAUACAGUACCCCGUUCUUCUGGCUGACUACCGCUCAACGGUCAUCGAUUACAUUCUGCCACCCUUGGUCUCCUUGGUUCAAAGUCAGAACGUGGAGUGGAGACUCUUCAGCUUGCGUUUGCUCUCCGAGACUACAACCCUGCUGGUGAGCCAGGAGCUGGAGGAUGGGGACGAAGAGGCCAGCUGUGACUCCAACAAUAGCCUUCUGGUGCUCAUCAGGGACGAGCUGCUCCCCCAGUAUGAGCACAUCCUCAUGGAGCCUGACCCAGUUCCAGCCUAUGCUCUGAAGCUGCUUGUCGCCAUGACGGAACACAACCCGGCUUUCACCAGGCUUGUGGAAGAAAGCAAACUGGUCCCGCUCAUUUUUGAAGUGAUUCUGGUAAGAAUGCAAGAGCAUCAGGAAAGCAUUCUGGGUAAUACCAUGCAGAGUGUGAUCGCGUUACUCAACAAUCUGGUUGCUUACAAAGACUCAAACAUGCAGCUGCUUUAUGAGCAAGGACUUGUUGGUCACGUCUGUAACAUGUUCACAGAAACUGCCACACUGUGCUUGGACAGUGACAAUAAGAACAGCACAGAGCCGGCGGCCAUGCUGCUGACGUCGCUGCUUGAUAUCCUGCUGGGCAUGCUGACGCACACCUCCAGCAUCGUGCGGCAGGCUCUGCAGGCCCAGAAGUCAGGCUCGAGAGGGGACACACAGGCUGCAGAGAACCUGCUGCUGCUCAGCAAACCGCUCACAGACCUCAUUAGCCUGCUUAUCCCACUGCUUCCCAGUGAGGACCCUGAGAUCUCUGAGGUUUCAUCCAAGUGCCUGUCCAUCCUGGUGCAGCUGUAUGGAGGGGAGAACCCGGACAGCCUGUCCCCGGAAAACCUGGAGACCUUUGCUGACCUCCUGGUGACCAAGGAAGACCCAAAGGACCAGAAGCUUCUGCUGCGGAUACUCAGGAGGAUGCUCACCUCCAAUGAGAAGCACCUGGAAAGCCUCAAGAACACUGGCAGCCUCCUGCGGGCCCUGGAGCACCUGGCUCCAGCUCACAGCUCGCCUGUUGACAGUGCCGUGGCUUCCUUGGCCCUAGAGCUCCUCCAAGCUGCUGGGCACUGACAAGGCCACCCAGUGGCUCCCGUUGGUUGCACUGAGAGGUCAGAUCCCACACAUCCCUUCCCACCAGCCUCAAGUGGAGCCAAUAAAAUCGUUGGGCCAGGACCUGGUGCCUCAGCCCUCUCUGACUGGGUGACUACCCUCGUCUUCCCUCGGGUGAGCCAGACCUCUGCAGCAGCUCCUGAGCAGCCUUCUGUAGGCCUCGCCACCCCCUGGUGCUCUAUGGCCACUUCCUUUCCUUUCCAGGGACACGAUCCCAAGAACUCUAGGGAGGCCUGGGUGAGACACAUGCAGCAGUUCAGUGUGCAGGCCGGAGUGCGGAACACGGGAGUCCACCCAGCUAGAGGGGACGGCAGUGUCAAGGCAGAUUUGCUGUCCCCACCCCCAACCCCCACCCCCUAACCUCAGACUUUACCAUUUCUGCCAAGUGCUCAGAGUCAAGUCUGGUGGACGCUGAGGGAGGAGGGGUUGCUGUGUGGGGUGGGCCUGAGUCAGCACCGGAAGGUAGGGUGGGGCUUGGGCAGUUCCAAGCAGAUGAGCUGGCUGAGGCCUCUGGAACAGCUUUGGACCAGGUUUCUGGCCCAUUUGCUGCUCCAGGCUGCUUCUCUGGGGGAGGUGUACACAGCGGGACCAUCCCCAACAGCAGUUAGCCCAGGGGUCCUACAGUCAGUGGCCAGCAGCCCUGCUGUGACGUGAUCUGGGUAGCCUGCCAGCUCCAUCUAGCCUCGUGAUGAAAACACCAGCCGUCCCCUACCACAUCAAAGGCAGCCAUGCCAAUUACCUUUAGUCUCCACAGCCACCUGCAAAGGCCUCAGCUUCCUCAGCCAGACCCUCCUCUUGCCUACAAGGAUCCAUGGCAUAGCUGGAUUCAGGGUUGACUCCACUGUCCUGAGCAUCCCCAAGCAGGCCUUGGCUGGGGUGACAGACACGGAAGCACCAAGGACUUCAUACAGCCAGAGGUGGUGUGUCGCCAGGCUGUAGUGUCACCAGGCUGUGGGCCAAGCGGUCCUGGCCUGGCUGCAUUAUGGACUCAAGUGGCUGGGCGCUCUGAGAGAGUAGGCCCAGGUCAUCUCUCCCCGUCCCUUUGUUCGGUGCCUGAGCUCUGGAAUCUUGCAGGGAACUGCUUCAAAGCGAUGGGUUAUUCCUCCUCCUCUGCCCUUUUCACCAGAACACAGAGCAAUCUAAAACAGGAAGGCUUUAACACUCCAGAACAUUCUGUUGAGUGGCUGGCUUACAGGCAAGGGGCCUGGUGGUGCGAAGCAGGGCUGCUGUCUUGCUAGAGGCUAGGCCUGCCAGGGCUUGCCCCUCCGCCACCACACACACACUUACAAAUUCAUGUUGGAGACCAUGAGCAGGCUGGUUGGGGGAGAGAGCAAAUACAACUGCUCCUAUGAGCUCCCCUUCAAGAGAGCAGACAUAGUUGGCCUUUCCCGUGAGCACUAGGAUUCUGGUGGUGGCAAGUGGUCCAGACCUAGGUUUCUGCCUGCACCUCCCAGGGAGUCUCAUACCCUAACUUCAGCAGCCACUAGGCACACAUCAGUCACAGGGAGGUGGCUGUCUAGGCCUAACCUUCUCCCCCUCUACCAACAGCCCCCAGCUCAAGCCUUAACACACAGCCAGAGAGUAGGUGCUGGUUGUACUGUCCCUCAGGAAACGCUAGUGGGUAAAAAUGGCCACAGCCAGCCUGGAGGAUACCUAGACAGCCGUGGUGGCCCGCCUAUGGGUGUCCGUCUUUGUUUCCUGCAUGAACUCACAGGAUAUUGGGCUAACAUUUUCCUAUACUCUAGUCCAGAAAAGAGGGGCUCGGGUGGCUGUGGCUGCUGACACCGGACAGCUCACAAGACGCCCUUUACCACCUUCCCCAGGCACUGAAACACAGUGUGCCAAUCAAUCUCCCUGCUAACCCGCCAUGGGUGCAGCAGACAGGACUAGCUCAAGUGCCUCCCGAGGGCCACACUCCCCAGUCCCUACUGUCAUUUGUUUCUGCAGGUGCGCAUGUUCGAGACCCCAUACACCCCAAGGCCACCAGCCAUGAAUGCCUUGUCCUCUGCUCCAUGCUGGACUCUCUCCUCAACGGCUUGCUUAGCUGCUGUGGUUCAGGGCUCUGCCGGCUCUGGGCCCUGCCCCACACAGACACAGGGCAGGGGCAGGUAGGGUUUCCACUGCUCAUGCAGAUCUCCUCUUUGGAUACAAACGGUGCUGUUCCAGCCUAAGUUGUCUGUGCCUCUCCUUUUGAAAAACCACGCAUGCCCUUCCCAGUGCACACGUGGAGACCAGGCCACUACUUUCUGGAAUCAGUUCUUGCCUUCCACCUUGUUACCUUAACCCAUAUGGACUCUACAGACCCCAACUGGCAUCUCUGUGAAGAAGGACUUCCUCACAGGGACCUCCUGUGGCUUAGAAUGCUGGCUAACAGGCACAACCUUAAAACCCAGGAAACCAAACAGCUCUCAGGCACGAAACAUUCUUUGUAGAGGACUCAAACACGAGUCUUAACAGGUCUGUGUAAGAAACGUACAAAGCCUGCUUGUCAGACCCACCACCAGGACAGAUCUGGCAGGCUACAUGGAAGGCAGCCCAUUCUAGUUCUGAUUAUGUUUAGAUAAACAUUAGCAUUUAAACAUAAUUACUGGUUCAAAGGAGUGGCAGGAUUGCCCUCUCCAAGUCCAAGUGAGCCACACUCGCAAAUCCAGGCAUUGCUUCGUUACCGCUCAGUGGGAUGACCCUGUCCAAAGGAGGGGCUUCUUUGCCUUCCAGCUUUAGUCACUGCUCAGUGUAACACAGAGACUAUCGCGGGCAGCACACUUAGGUAUCUGGGCAAGAGGGUGAGCUGAAGGAGUACAGGCUCCACAGCAGUCCUUCCAGGCUGACACACGCACUUCCUUCCUCUAGUGUGCCGGGUUUGGGUGUGGCGCUGCCAAGGGAUGCUCCCGUGCAGACUCAGGCCUUCUCUACCCGGACAACCUGGGCACCCCGAUGACACCACUUCCUCAGGGCAAGCUGGGUGCCUUCAUUACCCUCACCAACCAUCUCGUGACAAACAAAUCAAAGUGACACAAGCGAAUGAAUUAAAAGUUUAAUUCUGAACCAUUUUUAUAACCAUUUUCUCUUGAAGCAUUGUAUCACAGCAGGUUACAACAACUUUGGGAUAAAAGGCAACUGGUAAACUGUCCAAAACAAGGCUCAAAUAACACCUCUUACUGAUUUACCCUACCGCACGUAUCCCCAAUAAAGUUUUUGUUCAAAAACAUGAAAUAGAUCCACCUGCUUAUUUUAAGCAUAUUAAAAAGGAAACUAAUCGGACCAUUUCUAUCUGUCUAUUUAUACAAAAGGCUACACAAUGUUACACGUCUCCAGAUUACGAUUAGCGUGAUUAUGAAUUAGUGUUCUACACCAUUACUCAGUUCUUAGAAAUCAGAAAUUGCUGUAGCAGGUUCACUAGAACAUAACACUACGAGACUUAAAACUAACAGUUACUGCAAAAAAUAAAAGCUACUUCAAAGCAAGCAAAGUCAGUACCAUUACAGAUAUUUAAAAAAAAAAAAAAACAAAACAAAAAACCAAGCAAGGCUAGGG